CACUGAAUACAUGGAGAAAACACAGACGAAACGAUCGGAGGAGACACCGGAGCUUCACAGACAAGAAUCAGGAUGGUCUAUACCGCGGCUUUGCUCUUCGGACACGGAGUGUGUGUCUCUUCUGCGGAGGAAGAAAGCGUCGUGGAGAUGAUAGGAAAGUAUUUCCUCCAGCUCACAUCCCCGGGCACAAAGACCGGCUCUGCCCGGCGGGGGAGCGUCGAGAGCUGCGAGGACACGGACAACAACUCGCCUUUCCCUAACGUGGACGCUGGUCCGGAGCAGGAGGAGCGUCUCCUGCAGCAGGAUGUGACCCGGCACAUAGAGCAGUGUCUGACCGAGGCCAAAGCUUCCACCCUCCACUGCCAGAUGCUGCUGCUGCCUCGCCACAUGACCACCAGGGUGGGCCAGGACGUGGUGCGCUCCUCCGCUGACGAGCCCUGCGGACUCCGGGGAGCCUCCAUCACAGUCUACGUGGAGGGCAAAGAGGGCCUGAAGUCUGUGGGGAACAUCUUGGUGGACCCGAGUGUCACCCCGACGUUUGAGCUGUCUGUGGUCUUCAAGGCGGAUAAAGACGACGGCUGGCCGCCACUCAAGCACAUCUUUGAUACCAACAAAGUGUUGAAGCUGAGACCAGAGUACCGGCUGGUGAAGAGGAAGCUCUACUCCUCAGCCAGCCCGGUCAUUCAUGAUUUCAACUAGAGGGGACGUUAGAGUGUAAAACCCCUGUUUACAUUUAUUUUUUAUAUGUGUGAGUGUUAAAUGUCCAGCUAUGUUCAAAGUUUGGCCUGAUCUGCACUGAUUGUUCUUUAUUCAUGUAUAAAUAUCUAAGUUGGAGCAGGAAGUGACACUGUUUGUUCUCUGAGGCCGAUAUGAUUGUAGUAUUUUGCACAGAAUGGUUGAAUGUUAAAGUGUACACUGUAAAUGUGAAAACUUCCUCUCAGGACUGGGCAGGUCUCACUCCUCAAGUUUGCUGUACUUUUGUUAUUUAUGCAUUUGUUAAAUAAAUCUUUUGAAAUUA
Molecule: messenger RNA, 1018 nt
Organism: Centropristis striata (black sea bass)
Lineage: Eukaryota; Metazoa; Chordata; Actinopteri; Perciformes; Serranidae
Product: DNA damage-inducible transcript 4-like protein-like
Exons: 2
Coding region: 73-699 (208 amino acids)
Biological process (GO): negative regulation of signal transduction
Cellular component (GO): cytoplasm
Source: RefSeq, a predicted model, not a curated record